Cheilinus undulatus (humphead wrasse) is the source of this 9063-nucleotide messenger RNA. It is a transcript of the gene hivep3b, whose product is annotated as transcription factor HIVEP3. The transcript has 10 exons. Gene Ontology annotation, molecular function: DNA-binding transcription factor activity, RNA polymerase II-specific; RNA polymerase II cis-regulatory region sequence-specific DNA binding. The record is from RefSeq and is a predicted model, not a curated record. Gene Ontology annotation, biological process: regulation of transcription by RNA polymerase II. Gene Ontology annotation, cellular component: nucleus. The coding region runs from base 743 to 6763 and encodes 2006 amino acids. NCBI's taxonomy places the organism in Eukaryota, Metazoa, Chordata, Actinopteri, Labriformes, Labridae.
GGGGGGCGGCGCCCACCGGACCUGCCGUGCGGGGUGGUGCGGCGCCGCUGAGUGUGUUUGGCGUAGGGCGAGAUGUUGUUUUGUUGUUGCGAUCAGCUGAAUGUGGCAUCGCUGUCCGGUUUGACACAACAGUGGGAAGCACCCAGAGCCCCUCCGGCUCUCCCUGCGCACAAACGCGGGCAGCGACACCAGCUCUAUCCGGCACAGCGCAAUCCAGGAAAUGCGGACUUCUGGCCCUUUUGCUUCGGGAUAAAUGGCUGCAGCGCAUGCACUGAAGCAAGCUGCAACACACCCACUCAAACAGUCAUAUCCGCUCUCACUCUAUCUGACUAUUCCUGCUCGUCUCGCAGUGCCUGUGAAGCGUCUCUGAGGGGGAAGACCAGACUGCUCUGUCAGACCCAUUCAGGCACUGAACAGCUAAUAGACAGCGAACACAGGAGAUGCAAGGAAUAUCUUGGGAGGGGUUUUAGAAUGGCUGAAGCUGGAAUGAAGCGAGGCUGCUUUGUAAAGAGAGGUGACCCAUGUUUACCUGCAUCCAUGCAGCUCCAAGGCACCUUUUAACGAUGCCUCAUUUGGUCCUCUGGAAUAACUUAAGGCCCACACUGAAAAAGGCCUUCAAUUGUGAUUUACUCUUCAGUGUGCUGAUGUACCCCUGCCUCUGACCUCUCUGCUGCCAUGCGGUUAGCCCCAUGAGGCUCAGAGAGCCCUUCCCUGUGUUUCUUUGAGGCCUCCUCCCCACUCUAUGGAGGCUGAGCCUAGCCGUCCGGCUGAUGGGGAGCGCUCUGGAAGACAAGAGCAGCAGCAUGCCACAGCUGAAUCCUCACUAGGAUCUUGUCCACCACUGCAGCCCCAGCAGCCUCCCAAUCCUCGCCCUGUACACAGAGCCUUGGGCCGCCUGCAAAAUCGGCAACCAAAACGCACUGACCUUCUGCUUAGGUUACAGCAGCAGCAAGCAGUAGCAUGGCAGCAUUCAGACACCCCAGGUACCUCAGGAGGCAGCUUCUGCUUUCCAUCUUCCUCAUCAACCACGUCCCUCCCCUCAACUUCCAGCUGGGGUGAGCAUGGUCAUGGGGUCCCAUCCCAGCCCAGCCAAGAGAGUUCAGAAGUGGUUAGCUCAAGAAAAGGAGAGAAGAAACCCCAAAAACCAGGGAAAUAUGUGUGCACUUAUUGUGGCCGUCCAUGUGCCAAGCCAAGCGUACUUCAGAAACACAUCCGCUCUCACACAGGAGAAAGACCCUACCCUUGUGGCCCUUGUGGAUUUUCCUUUAAGACCAAGAGCAACUUAUAUAAGCACCGCAAGUCCCAUGCCCAUCGCAUUAAAGCGGGCCUGGCAUCCAGUCGCGAUGAGCCCAGUCUUAGUGGACCAGAAGGCAGUGGUGUUGGAGAGGACCCAGAGGAACACACAGAGGGAGAAAGCACUGAGUCAGAAGAGGAGACAGGUCAACACAAGAAAUCCUCUUCAAAGGAAAUGGGCCACCAGAGAAAAGGUAGUAAGGAGUUGCUGGGUGGGUUGGAGGAGAGCCAGAGACCUGAAGAUUCCCAGGCUGUCAAGCAGAGGCUGGCACUGAGGCUUAGUGAAAGGAAACGAGUCCCUAUGGCAUCUCCAGAUGACCCUCCUUCCUCCCUCUCCACCUCGUCCUCUUCUCUUGGCCCCGGAAGUAAGGGCAGCACAGAGUCUGGCUACUUUUCUGGAUCAGGUAGUACUGACCUAUGCCAAGUUAGCUCUCCCAGUGCUAGUGCCAAAACCUACGCAGAAAUUAUACUUGGGAAAUAUGGAAGGCUGGGAGGGCAGCAGCGUGGUGCCCAUCAACAGCAUCCUCAUUCUUCACUUUCAUCAUCCUCAGGGACAGAGGACAAGAGCAUCCCCUUCGCUGUACCCAAAACUCAAGUCAUUGAACAUAUUACCAAGCUUAUCACUAUCAAUGAAGCAGUAGUAGACACAAGUGAGAUUGAUAGUGUAAAGCCCAGGCGCUCCUCACUGUCCAGGAAAAGCAGCAUUGAGUCACCCAAGUUUACUUCCCCUAAAGACCCCUACAUAUUUGAUCCUAAAGGAGACGCCCCUGGUCCCAGUGGUUUGGGACAACUCCAUAAACCUGAGAUAGAUCCACUGGGUACACAGGAACUGGCCGCAGUUCCCCUGCUAAGAAGCCACUCAAUGCCAUCACCUACCAGCCAAGGAGAUCCCUCCACCUCUGGCACCAUGUCCCCCAGAAGUUACCGUCUCUGCCAAUCAUUUGAUGAGCAGCAAGCGGUGGUAGCAGAGAUGAGGGUGGGCCAUGCCCAGCGUAUGCUGCGGCGCCAGCCUGCCAUAGAAGUUCCAUUAGGAGCUGAGGUAAUGCUUGAAGAAGCCGGUCCCACUCCCUCCUCCUCCUCCUCCUCCUCAGUCAGAGGCUCUGAACUGUCCAGACAGUCACAGCAGCAACAACAAAGAAGUCCUAGCCUGUUUGUAUGUGAGGCCUGUGGAGCCACCUUCCAACACAGUGAAGGCUAUGAGGCACACAGAGGCCAAUGCCCUGGGCAGAAAAAAACAGACACCAAAAGCAGGGAUGGGAGUAAAACUUCCAGGGAGGAUCGCCCCCCAAUGAUGAUGCACUAUAAGUUCAGAGCACUGGCCAUGGCUGUGAGGAAGAGAAGGAAAGAGGAAAGUCUGGAGGAAGAUCCCCCCAGCCCUGGAUCCAUAGCCAUGUCAAGCAGCUCUGCAGGCCUUGUUCCUGUGCCAAGCAGACCAGAGCAAAGCCAGGCCCUCUCAGGUGUUUCUUUACAGACUGAUCCAAAACAGCAACAGGAAAGGAAGGGUGUUUCUGUGAUCCAACACACGAGCUCAUUUGAGAAGCAGGAGAGCAUAUCUUAUGAAAGUCAGGAACCAGAUCUCAAAGAGAAUCAGCAAAGGCAACAACCCGAGCCAAAACCAUCACCCUCUACAUCUCGCCUCAUACGCCAGCCAAACAUCCAAGUGCCAGAGAUCCUUGUUACUGUGGAGCCUGAUGCCGACAUGCCAUCUGUGUCACCGCCAGCCACAGCAUCCUCAUCCAAGGAGGCAGAGAGGGUGGAGGAGUUCCAGUGGCCUCAGCGUAGCGAGACUCUGGCCAAGCUCCCUGCAGAGAAGCUGCCACCAAAGAAGAAGAGACUCCGGCUGGCAGAAGCAGCCCAGUCCUCUGGGGAGUCUAGCUUUGAGUCUGCAUCUCUGCCUCGCAGCCCCAGUCAAGAGAGCAACAUCUCACACACACCAAGCCUUUCUGCUUCUUUUGAGGGCACAGUGAGAUCAGACUCUGGUAUCUGGGCCUCCAGUAGCCAAAGCUCCCAGAUGUUGAUGGUGCCAUCAGCUUCCCACCAACACCACCAAAGCCAAAAGGAGAUGAGGCGCUCUGCCUCAGAGCAGACCCCAGCCAGCCCCCAACAAUCAGAACAGAUCUCAGAGACUAGAAGUAAGUCCUUUGACUAUGGUUCCCUGUCUCCUCAGCAGUCUUCAUCCUCCUGGAAAGAAAGGAGAAAAUGUCUCCUUGUGAAACAUGCCACCUUAGGGAAACCUGAGCAGGAGGAAGGGACCAGUUUGAGAGCAGAGAGUCCAAAGCCUGGGCCUUCCCACUCAAUCCGUCCUCCUCUUUAUUCAACCGAGGAAGGCGCCUGCUUCAGCCCUGAAGCUGCAGGGAAAGCAUUGCAGCUGUUAUCCCCACAAAUCUUCCUGCCUUCUCAGGAUGUUCUCUUUUAUCAGCCCAGAGGUCAACAAGGGUUUUCACAAGGACCGAUUUCCCAGCUACUUCCUGUCACUACAGCUAUCUCUGAUGUACUGUCCACCCAAAUAAUCCAUAGAGCAUUUUUACAUACACAGACAGGACCCCCACCUAUACAAACGUACCCAUCGCAGAUCCAUAUGACAGAGCAGUUGGGAAUACCGUUCCAUCAGCUUCCUGCUCUGGUUCCUCUUCAGUUCUCUUCCAGGACGAGAGCUAGUCAGGCGUUGUACCUGCCUUUGCCUUCAAGACUUAACACACAUGUUCCUUCUAUUGUAACUACGGAGAACAGACCCUCCAUGUCUUCUGCCCUUACACAUCAAGCCCUUGUAAGGAUCUCCUACCAUGACCCAAGGCCGGUCAUCGCAACAUGCCUUUCACAGCUCACACCAUUAGUGUCACUUGUGGUGCCAGUGCGUCUCCAGACCCACAUACCUACCUAUGCUAGUGCCAUGUAUACAACAUUGUCCCAGAUUUUGGCCUCCACCUGCUCACAGGGACCCAUUUCUUGCACAGCAAUGGUCAUCAUGGGACAGGUAGAGCGAAGCAAGCUCCAAAGGUCCUACUUGAAAGUCCCCUCCCCUGACAUGAAAAGCCUUGUUCCCCUCUCCUUGCCAACAGAGCUGGCCUCAGGAUCUGGAGAGGGUCAUGGUCCUCUCGGGGCUGGAGGAAGUAAGCGCAUGCUUUCUCCUGCAGCCAGUCUGGAGCUCAGCACAGAGGCCCAACGGCACCAGAAAAGGGUGAAAGAGGAAGGGGAAAAGGAGCAACAUAAGGCAGAGGAGGUGGGGGAUGAAGAAGAGGAGGAAAGUGUGGAACACAAGGUAAGACAUGAAGAAAAAGCCACCAGGGGAGAUUCAGACAAAGAUGAUAAGAAACAGGCACAGAAUGUGGAGUGUACAGCUGUGAAAGUAGAGAGUCAACAGGGCCAAGUUCCAGUGAAACAUUAUCAGGAGACAAAGGAGGAGGAGGAUGGGAAAGAGUCAACGGAGAAGACUAGUCAAAAAAAGGAGUUACCAGUUGUGAGAGCAGGUGUGGAAAAACCAAGCACCAGUUCGCACCCAAGCCUUGACACCUCCACCUCAGUCAACUGGUGUUACCUGAACUACGUUAAACCUAACCCAGCUGUCCUGACAGACCUUUGCACCUCAGUCUACUCCACCUGGAGUGUCAGCGCUCAUAACCCGAAUCUGCCAGGCCUCAACACUAAGUUGGUAUUGUCGCUACUGUGCUCCAAACAGAAGCACAGCUCAGAGACGUACACUAUGGCAAUGGCCCCAGCCCAAACCAACAGUCAAGUUGCCCCUGCCAGUAGCAGCACCCCACGUGUUUCAGAGGUACAUGCCACCCCACCCAGCACCCUCACCAGAGUAAAAGAUGAACAACAGCAUGAAAAGGAAGAGAAUAAAGAGAUGACAGAAGAAGUACCGUCCACCUCAAAACAAAGUGAGGCUCCUCGUGUGCGCAUCUUCGAGGGCGGGUAUAAGUCCAAUGAGGAGUAUGUUUAUGUGAGAGGUCGAGGCAGGGGAAAGUACAUAUGUGGAGAAUGUGGCAUCCGCUGUAAGAAGCCCAGCAUGCUAAAAAAGCACAUCCGAACACACACAGAUGUCCGCCCGUACAUCUGCAAACACUGCAACUUUGCCUUCAAAACCAAAGGGAACCUUACCAAACACAUGAAGUCAAAGGCUCAUGGGAAAAAGUGCCAAGCGAUGGGAGUAUCUGAGUCAUCACUGGAUGAGCCAGAGAGUGAGGAAACAGCAGGAAGUGAGGAGCGUGUGUGUGGCCUGGAGGAACAGGACGAACACCAGUUUUCUGACGUGGAGGAGUCUGAGAACGAUGACGAUGACGAUGAUGACGAAGAAGAGGAGUCUGCUUCCCAUGACGACCCUCCGUCCUCCUGUUCAUCCGACACCCACCCAUCCACAGGAGGGCUUUCCUGGCACUCUCAACAGGGCACUCCUGAAGCUGAGCAUCUGGGUGCCAGUCUCAGUCCCGGUCAGGACUCCUCUCCGAGGGGAGUGUGGCCUAGCAGACGAGCCGCCUCUCCAGGUAGCAGACGAGCUUUGUUUUCCCGGCGGGGCUGGAAGGCUUCACCUAGAGCCUUCUCCCCCAGUAGUGAGAGCUGCUCCCCCAGCCGAAGCCUCUCCCCUCGCUUGGAGCUGUCUUCCCCCAGGACAGAGUUAUCUUCACCCACCCAGCAUUUCUCUCCCUCUCCUGAGAGAGGACCAUCUCCCAUCAGACCUCUUUCUCCUCUGCGGCCUGUUUCACCCAGCUGCCACCGCUCAUCACAAGCUCGAGCCCUCCCCUCUCCGCUUGGGUUACAGCACAGGACCCCUGGGUACCUGCCAUGGGAGACCCCAGGGACAAAAAGUGGUUAUCUCAAACAGGACAAAAGUGGUACAGAGGGACCAACAUUGCCAGAAUCCAGCUUGUUUCCACCUGCUUUCCGUCUCUCCACAUGUGAGGGUUAUCCUGGCCUUCAAACAGCAGACACCACCUUCAGCCAUCUUCCCAUGCACUCCCAACAAGCCAGGGUCCCCUACCCAAUGAUCCCCAUUGGAGGGAUCCAAAUGGUACAGGCAAGACCAAGGUCCCACCCCACCACACCCUCAUCCCCCACUUCACCCCCCAUGGAAGGGCCUUCAUUUGCCAGGUUUGAAUCUUACUGGGGCAGGACCCCCAGAACUCAAGGGCUUAGGACUCCUGGAGACCCCUGGUCAGAGCACCAGGCAGCAGGAACCAGCCAAUCAGCACGAUGCGUUUACAGCACAGCACUCACAUGCUCCAAACAGGCGGGGGAGAUCACAGACUCGAAGCAAUAUGGCAGCUCGCAAAGCUCCGCCCACACCCACAGCUCUGCUACUGAGACACCCGAACGCUGCGUCAGAGACAGUCGUUCAAGCGCACCCCCACAUCUCCCAGCCACCGUAGCUUCUCGUGUCAUUGGACAGCAGCAGGAGGGGGAGGAGUCACAGUCUGGCAAUGGGUUAGAAAAGGGAGGAGUUAAAGGAGAGCGAACAGACCAGAGCACUUAAAAGUGUCACACCUUGAUGCAUCAUGCAUCCAACUUUGCUUUAUUGGUUGCUACACUAGUCUUGUUUUUUAUUGCUUUGUUUUUAUACAGUUUUCAAUACUAUUGUUAACUUAAAUGUUUGUUCUUCGGCAAUAUUCAGGUUUGUUAUAAAAAUGCACUUUUUCCUUUGUAAAAAUAAUGUCUAUCUAUACAUAUGAAUUAUAUAUACACAAAUAUAUCCCUCCUGUAUCUCUAUUGAUACUGGUAAUCUUACUGUCUGUUUGAAUAUAUGUAAAUUGAAUAUGGAAACAUUUGUAAAUGACCAAAAUCUUUAAUCAAAAUAAUUCCAGUUUUUGUUUGUCCAAAUUUUGUCCAGUAUUACUCAAAUUGUAGUUUAUUGUGCCUUUUCUGUCCAGGUUUGUGUUUUGAGAUGUACAGUACAGAGAGAAGGCUGUGAAUUUUUCCAUGUUUUAUUUUCCAUGGGGGUUAAUAUUUGGUGAUAUGAUUGUUUCUGUUCCAAAGGUAGUGGCUUUAUUGACAGGGUAACAGAGAGCGAGCUAUCAUGGAGACUUUUGAAGGCGCAGCAGAAACAUGUCAGAGGAAUUGCACUGAAGUUCUAUUUUUUAUUACAGAAGACUUUAGAGUAGAGUUUAUCUCUGUACAGGGAAGAGCGCUCUUUAUUUAUUGUUGUUCGAUGACAAUGAUCAUUGUUUCAUUUUUUUUACUUUUUUUUAAGGAAGAGGACAUUUUUUCUGUGUCUUUUUCAUGAUGUUUCUGUGACUUGAAAUAUUCAAAAAAUGAGGAAUGGAGUUUAGCUGGUAUUGGAGGACUAAGUGCCCUGCAGAUUUCACACACAGCAAAAUUUCUAGUCAUUGAAAAAAUAAAAAAAGCACCAGAAUACCUUGAAGCUUCGCCUUUCUUCCAUUUCAGUCAUCAGAGUGUGAUUUUGUUGUUUUUCUCAUGAAGUUGUAAAUUUUUCCUGCUCCUAUCCUAAACCACAUUUCAGAAGUUUAGAGCUCCUGUGAACAACAUUAGUAAUGUCACAUUUGGACAAAGUAUACAUCUUAUCUCUUUACUGAUCUCUUCUUGUUCAGUUUUAAUUUUGGUAGUUGUUUUUCAUUUUAGUGUUUGUCCAAAGAUUUAAAUGUUCAUAAUCUUUAGUCACAUUUUAGUCAUUUCUAACCUAUAUAGUUUUAGUCAGCAAAAGCUCAAAAACAUUUUAGUCCAGUUUUAAUCCCUAGAAAGUGAUUACAUUUUAGUCUUUCCUUUUAGUCAAAACAUUUCUUCCCUCUCAAUCUGGUGCCAAAUCAUGCUAGUUUUAUGUGCUGGGACUGGGAACAGACAUGCAUCAAAUAUGCACAGAGACCAGGAAUCAAUCCUGCAACUAGGAAGACAGCCUCAGCAUAUGGGUGCCUGCUCUACCAGCUGAGCUAAACUGGCUCCAAGAAUGAAGAAUUAACCAUUUUUUGGUUAUAGUUUUGCACCUGAUUGUAUGUGAAACUCAGCUAAGUGAAACUGUACACCCAGAGGGGAUGAAUGAUGAUAAGUAGCUUUAAUCUUUUUCUAUAGUUGCAGUCCCUUGAAAAGUUUACAGUGUUCUACAAAUAAUUCUGCCUAAACAAUGAAUCCAAACAAAAUACAGUAAUUCUGUAACACUAUCUUUCUUUACAUAUUAAAACUGCUCAAAGGAACUUUUGGUUUGAGUUGACUUUAGAGCCCCCUUGUGGACAAAAGAGGAACCUUUUUAGUCUCCUCCUUUUUAUGCUUAGGAAGUACAUUCUAUGAAACGUCUGAUCUUACCUCCACUUAAAUCUACAAACACAAGUCUUAAUGAAUCUUUGCAGUGGAAAAUAUAAACAACAAAAACUGUUUGGGCACUGUUAAUCAGGCUUAUAAUUACUCCACAGAAAUAAUUACUGGUUCUUACAGAUCAUACAGAGACAUGAGGCAUAAAGUUCUGUUUCAUAACCAGAUAUAAACUCCUCACAUGAGCUUUAAAACUGCUGCUUACAAAUCAAAUCCAUGGAAAGAGAAAAAGGAAUGUGCAAAGUAGUAAAACAACUAAUUAUUUAGCUUUUGGUUCCUUUUUAAGCUCUUAGGAAGUUAAGCUUUUUAAUGUAUGGUAUUGUUUGAGUUGAUCUGAUGAUAAUAGUUGCCCUGAGUGUAACACUAGUCUAAAAUCUCAUGAGUGUUGAGUUGUCAUAGUCUAAUGUAAAAACUCAUUCUCCAAAUAACAUCUAAAUACAGCAAGCAUAUUUUACUUGAGUGUGUUGAAAUGUGAAGUCCUGGCUCAAAUCUUAUAUCAAAUUCCUGAGUUAAAAA